AAGUAAAACCUUAAUGCCUGGGCUGAUUCCAUUUUGACCCAGCCCAGUUCUACAUCGUCCAGUCCUCAGAGGACGUUAUGAGCUAGAUUUUGCGUCGGUUUCCACCGUUUGGUAUUUUAUAGUAUUCUCUCCAACACACUUCCUCUAUCAGUCAACUCAUCGAUCGAUUUCUGAAUUAGCUACCUCUAAAAUUGAAUCACAAUGGGCGAGUCCGUCACCCAUCGUCGCAUCUCCGUCCAUCAAGCUCUUGGCGGCGGCCCAGUGGCUGAUGUAUUGUUAUGGAAGAGAUGGUACGCAAGCGUUGGUGUUUUAGUGUCUGCGACAACUCUGUGGAUCUUAUUUGAGAAAGCUGGUUACAAUUUAUUAUCUUUUGUGGCUAACGUGUUGUUCCUUCUUGUUGUUAUUCUCUUCUUUUGGGCUAAAUCUGCUUCGCUUCUCAAUCGGCCAUUCCCUCCACUUCCAAAUUUGGAAAUUCCCGAGGAGAUUGUUGCCAAGGCUGCUGGUAUUAUUCACGUGUAUGCCAAUUAUGCAUUGUCGAUUGCACGUGAAAUCGUGAUUGAUAAGAAUUUCAAGGUUUUCCUCAAGGUUGUUUCUGGUUUCUGUGUAGCAUCUUAUAUCGGUAGUCUCUGCAACUUCCUAACUCUUGUCUACAUUGGGGUUCUUCUUAGUCUCUCAGUUCCUUUGGUAUAUGACAAGUACCAGCACCACAUUGAUGAAAAGUUUUGUUUAACCCAUAAAAUAAUUCAAGAACAGUAUAAGAAAAUUGAUGAUGCCAUAUUGAAGAAGAUUCCAUUGCCAUCAAACAAGGAAAAGAAGACACAGUAGGGUUUCAAGUUGUUCAGCAGGCAGUGACAAGUCGCAUGGUGAAUGGAUUUUCAGCAUAUGAAGCUGUUGAGGGGUGAUUUUUCUUUCUGGUUGGGAUGCGGUCAAUAUUAGCAUAGAACAUCAGCUACUCAUGGUAGUUUUUUAGGAGCAGAACUAACCUUAAUACCACGAAUGACGAGCAGUAGAUUUUUCAUUAUUUUUUAUCUGCAGAAAAGCCAUUGUUUUGAUUCUCGUGAUCUGUAAUUUUGUCAGUCCUUGCUGUUGUUUUUAUUUCUUACUAUUUCAUUCCCACUGGAUUAUGUUCUCCGAUUGUGGAGAGGAACUAGCUUUUGAUAAUGGAAGUCUAUGAUAGCCAUGUUUUUUACUUCCUU
Messenger RNA from Populus euphratica (Euphrates poplar), 1196 nucleotides. RefSeq names its product reticulon-like protein B11. Bases 202 to 825 code for a protein of 207 amino acids. The record is from RefSeq and is a predicted model, not a curated record. Lineage: Eukaryota; Viridiplantae; Streptophyta; Magnoliopsida; Malpighiales; Salicaceae. Gene Ontology annotation, biological process: response to bacterium. The transcript has 6 exons.